AUGUCUUCUUCUGCAGAUAUCUAUACCAAUGGGAAUAGUCAUGAUCAAAUUCUACGUCCUAGGCCACAAAAUAUCCAUAAUUCAACUACUAUUCGAAAAAUAAGUGAAGAGGGGUUAUUACCAGUCAAUGGUAUUAAAGAUGUCUCCGAUGAUGGUAUUUCUACUGGCCCAACCAGUGGACGUACAACACCCGUUCCUGAAGAUGCGCCUCCUUCCGUUCAAUCGAUGUUCUCUGCCAAGAGACAAAUUAAAGCAGAGCAAAAACGUCGUAUUUUCCCAAUAAUCGAAUAUACCUCACGAGUCUCGCAUUUAGAUCCACAUAGCGAUCAUCAUGACUUCACGGGAUUUUAUAUUUUAUUCUGGAUUGGUCUUGCCAUCAUGGCUAUCACAACCAUGUUACGAAAUAUCAAAGAUACAGGAUAUCCUAUGAGAGUGGAGAUUUGGCAGCUAUUCACAGUAAAGGUCUGGGAGCUUGCAGUCGCAGAUGCCCUUAUGGUUGCAUCUACAUCUAUUAGUCUCCCUCUUCAUAAGUUUUUCAGAAGUAAGACGGCGAAAGCAUUGGGUUUGCAAUGGACCAGAGGUGGAAUGGUCAUACAGAGUUUAUAUCAUAUAAUUUGGAUGGCAUUUUGGGUAUCUAUACCAUUCUAUCGACAUUGGACAUGGACGGCUCAAGUAUUUCUUUUACUUCAUACUAUGGUUUUACUUAUGAAAAUGCAUUCAUAUGCAUUUUACAAUGGUCAUCUUAGUGAAACCGAACGACGAUUACAAGAACUAGACUCUCCUGCGACUGCUUCAAAAGCUCCAGCAUAUCAAUAUCCAAGUCCAAGUCCAGGUCACAAACGAACAGCAUCAGAGAUCAGAGCUCUUACUCAAACCAAAGCUGACGAAAUUGCAAUUCUUAGAGAGGAUUUGGCCAUCGAAUUGACAUCAACAAUGGGCUCAGUCACCUAUCCUAAAAAUCUCACGUGGUAUAAUUAUGCCGAUUAUGUAUUUUGUCCUACACUCUGUUAUGAGCUCGAAUAUCCUCGUACGAAUGGUAUAGUCUGGUCGGAAUUGGGUUAUAAGACCCUUGCCACAUUUGGAGUCAUUUUCUUACUCACUAUCACUUCGGAAGAAUUCAUCCAUCCAGUCAUGACAGCAUCGGCGAUUAAACUUCAGACUUCAACCUCGAUUACUGAAAAUGCACUUGUCAUUGCUGAAUCAAUCAGUUUACUUUUGUUUCCAUUUAUGAUAACUUUCCUUCUCGUAUUUCUUGUAAUAUUUGAAUUCGUCCUCGGUGCUUUUGCUGAGAUAACAUGUUUCGCAGAUCGACAUUUCUACUCCGACUGGUGGAACAGUACCGACUGGAUGCAAUUCUCCCGCGAAUGGAACAUUCCCGUCCAUCAUUUCUUCCAUCGUCACGUAUAUCUCGGCUCUCGCUCAUACAUCGGAAAAGGAGGAGCUACAUUUAUUACUUUCUUUAUUAGUGCCAUUGGUCACGAAAUAGUCAUGGCUUGUAUCACCAAGAAAAUUAGAGGUUAUGGAAUGGUAGCCCAGAUGAGUCAACUUCCCAUUAUUUGGUUACAAAGUAGACCCUGGGCUAGAGGGAAGAAGGUGUUGAAUAAUGUGUGUUUUUGGUGUAGUAUGAUUUUGGGUUUGAGUGGUAUGUGUAGUUUGUAUGUUUUGUUGUAA
Molecule: messenger RNA, 1671 nt
Organism: Sclerotinia sclerotiorum 1980 UF-70
Lineage: Eukaryota; Fungi; Ascomycota; Leotiomycetes; Helotiales; Sclerotiniaceae
Exons: 4
Coding region: 1-1671 (556 amino acids)
Biological process (GO): ergosterol metabolic process
Cellular component (GO): endoplasmic reticulum membrane
Molecular function (GO): ergosterol O-acyltransferase activity
Source: RefSeq, a predicted model, not a curated record